AUGAUGUAUACCAGGGAGAUAACUUUUGAGUGUAAAAAAUAUGGGAAAGCCUUAAAAGUAUGCUCAAACUUUGGUAAACAUGAGAUAACCCAUUUUGUGGAAAAGCAGUAUAAGUGUAAAGGAUGUUGCAAAGUCUUUAAAUCUCGCUCGAGACUGUCUAAGCACAGGGGACUUCAUACUGCAGAGAAAAUCUCCCAUUGUGAGAAUGAUGAGAAGUGUCUUAGCCUCAACUCAAAAUUUGCUAACUGUAAGACAAUUUCUAAUGUAAAGAAACCCUACAAAUGUGAAGAAUGUGGCAAAGCCUUUAACAAUUCCUCAGGCUUUUCUAAACAUAAAAGAAUUCAUUCUGGAGAGAAACCCUACAAAUGUCAAAAAUGUGGAAAAGCCUUUAACCAGUCCUCCAACCUUUCUGUACAUAAAAGAAUUCAUUCUGGGGAGAAACCCUACAAAUGUAAAGAAUGUGGCAAAGCCUUUAACAGUUACUCAAAUCUUUCUGUACAUAAAAGAAUUCAUUCUGGAGAGAAACCCUACAAAUGUGAAGAAUGUGGCAAAGCCUUUAAUGAUUCCUCAGGCUUUUCUAGACAUAAAAGAAUUCAUUCAGGAGAGAAACCCUACAAAUGUGAAGAAUGUGGAAAAGCCUUUAACCUUUCCUCACACCUUUCUGGACAUAAAAGAAUUCAUUCUGGAGAGAAACCCUACAAAUGUGAAGAAUGCGGCAAAUCCUUGAACAAUUCCUCAGACUUUUCUAAACAUAGAAGAAUUCAUUCUGGAGACAAACCCUACAAAUGUGAAGAAUGUGGCAAAGCCUUUAAGGAUUCCUCAGGCUUUUCUAAACAUAAAAGAAUUCAUUCUGGGGAGAAACCCUACAAAUGUGAAGAAUGUGGCAAAGCCUUUNNNUAUCACUCAACUUUCUCUGCGCACCAAAGAAUUCAUUCUGGGGAAAAACCCUACAAAUGUCUAGUAUGUGGAAAAUUCUUUAAUCAUUACUCAAGUCUUUCUAGACAUAAAAGAAUUCAUUCUGGGUAGAAACCCUAUGAAUGUCCACAGUGUGGCAAAUUCUUU
Molecule: messenger RNA, 1062 nt
Organism: Otolemur garnettii (small-eared galago)
Lineage: Eukaryota; Metazoa; Chordata; Mammalia; Primates; Galagidae
Product: zinc finger protein 678-like
Exons: 2
Coding region: 1-1026 (341 amino acids)
Source: RefSeq, a predicted model, not a curated record